This is a messenger RNA of Bactrocera neohumeralis, 900 nucleotides long. RefSeq names its product extended synaptotagmin-1-like. The transcript has a single exon. The record is from RefSeq and is a predicted model, not a curated record. Bases 1 to 900 code for a protein of 299 amino acids. NCBI's taxonomy places the organism in Eukaryota, Metazoa, Arthropoda, Insecta, Diptera, Tephritidae.
AUGGGCAAACUAGAGGUCACUGUUUGUGCUGCGCGCAACCUGCACAACAUGCAGCACUUCGGUGUUCCCGACCCCUUCUGUCGGCUCAUUAGCGGUGACAAGCAGUACAAAACCAAGGUCGUCAAGGACAGCCUCUCGCCGGAGUGGAACGAAACCUUUCGCUUCCAGGUUGCUGACGAGAUGGGAUCUCAGAUCCGCUUUGAGAUUUGGAAUAAAUGCACGUACGAUGACGACCUCAUGGGCAUCUACACACUUUCCGUCGGCGGCCUCACCAGAGGCAUUGUACGUGACGAAUGGUACGUGCUGGACAAGUCAAAGACGCAGGCGGACAUCCACAUCCGCAUCCUCGCCCUCGACUUUGGCUUUUCUGUGAAGGCAGAUGAGCAGUGGAUGGUCACAACCGACAUCAACCGCGACCCCGUGAAGCGCGCGAUCGAGGAUGGUACCUGGCGUCCAGGUAAGAAAACCCCUCCGCCCCCGUCCGGACCUCCUCAGCAGCAACAACAGCAGUACGUGCAGAGCCCGCAGGUUCAGCAGCCGCAGCAACAACCGAUACAGUACGCACAAGCGCCUCCUCCGUCGCAGCAAGCCCAAUACGCCAGUCAACCUCCCCUGUCACAACAGCAGCCACAGGUCGUCUAUGUGCAAGCUCCUCUGGUCCAACAACCGCAACAGCAGCUGCAGUCACAGUACGUUCAAGCCGCCUACCCCCAGCCACAAAUGCAGCAGCCACAGUACGUUCAGACCACCUACCCACAGCAACCGUACGCACCUCCGCAGGUGCCAUAUCAAGUGCAGUACCCGCAAGCGCCUCUGCCUCCACAGCAAUGCGCUCAACCGUUUUUUCCCCAACAACAGCCGCAAGGUUACUACGCCCCGGCACCUGGCUAUCGUUACUGA